Molecule: messenger RNA, 1395 nt
Organism: Vicia faba (fava bean)
Lineage: Eukaryota; Viridiplantae; Streptophyta; Magnoliopsida; Fabales; Fabaceae
Source: the annotation of a GenBank genome assembly
AUGAAGAAUGUUUUUCGCCUAACUGUUUUGAUUCUAAUGAGGGAGUUAUCGUGGCGUUGUUUCGGCCACAAGAUUGAUCAGAGAAAAUUGCUUAUUCUUGCCGCCGUUUUUACCGUUACUGGAUUUCUGUUUCAGUUUUUUGUACAUGCUUAUGUAGCCGAUUCAUCGUCCUCGGAUAGCACUCUACAGUCUAAUGACUUUCUGAAAGGGGAGAUUGUUCAACAGCAUGACACUGUUGUAGAUAUUCAUUCACAACCAAAGAAGAAUAUAAAUCUUAUUAGUACAACAGUUACCGCGUCUUCGCCUCGUCCCCGUGUUCCUUUGGGUAAGCAGAGGGACAUUAGGUUGUUGCCACCUACUGAGGCUCUUGUGUAUGCAAAGAAAGAGAUUGAUCAUGCUCCUUUAGUGAAUGAAGAUCCUAAUCUUUAUGCUCCUUUAUUUACCAACAUUUCUGUUUUCAAAAGGAGCUAUGAAUUGAUGGAAACAAUACUUAAAGUUUAUAUAUAUCGUGAUGGGGCAAGGCCUGUUUUUCACAACCCUCACCUUAAGGGAAUCUAUGCUUCUGAAGGAUGGUUUAUGAAGUUAAUGGAAGGAAAUAAUCAAUUUGUUACCAAGGAUCCUGAGAGGGCACACUUAUUUUAUCUCCCGUACAGUGUACACCAAAUGGCGUUGGCACUCUAUGUGCCUGAGUCACAUAAUAUGAAACCAUUAUCAAUCUUUCUUAGGGACUAUGUAAACAAGAUUGCUGCAAAAUACCCCUUUUGGAAUCGCACACAUGGGUCAGACCAUUUCCUUGUUGCUUGCCAUGAUUGGGGUCCUUACACUGUGGCUGAACAUGAAGAACUAGCCGGAAACACCAUAAAAGCUCUAUGUAAUGCUGAUGUGUCUGAAAGAGUCUUCAUUGCAGGAAGAGAUGUUUCCCUUCCAGAAACUACCAUAAGAGCACCAAGAAGACCUCGUAGAUAUCUUGGUGGGAAUAGAGUUUCAUUACGUCCAAUCCUUGCAUUCUUUGCUGGAGGCAUGCACGGUAGAGUGCGUCCCACUCUUCUUAAGUACUGGGGUGGUGAAAAAGAUAAAGACAUGAAAAUCUACAAGCGUCUACCUUUGAGAAUCUCCAAAAAGAUGACUUAUAUUCAACACAUGAAAUCAAAUAAUUUUGUUCUUCCACUUAGUGAAUUUCUUGACUGGAGUACUUUUUCUGUGGUGGUGGCCGAGAAGGAUAUUCCCAGGCUAAAGGAAAUUCUGAUGUCCAUCCCUAUGCGAAAAUACGUUACAAUGCAAAAUAAUGUGAAGAUGGUGCAGAAGCAUUUUCUUUGGAACCCAAAACCAAUAAGAUAUGAUCUGUUUCACAUGAUUUUACAUUCAAUAUGGUUCAACAAGCUAAACCAGAUUUGA